This is a messenger RNA of Hypomesus transpacificus, 2710 nucleotides long. It is a transcript of the gene gpr55a, whose product is annotated as G protein-coupled receptor 55a. Lineage: Eukaryota; Metazoa; Chordata; Actinopteri; Osmeriformes; Osmeridae. The transcript has 2 exons. Gene Ontology annotation, molecular function: G protein-coupled receptor activity. The record is from RefSeq and is a predicted model, not a curated record. Bases 742 to 1860 code for a protein of 372 amino acids. Gene Ontology annotation, biological process: positive regulation of Rho protein signal transduction; phospholipase C-activating G protein-coupled receptor signaling pathway. Gene Ontology annotation, cellular component: membrane.
UUGAAACUGAAAGAAAAAAAAGCACUGUAUUAUUUAAGCACGUUUAAUUCAAGUCAAGUUUGAAUUCAAUUCAAGUUUAUUGUCAUAUAUACAGGAUACACAAGUACAAUGAAAGCUAUGUUCCGCUGAGCUACCUACAACAGCGCAGUUUUGAAUAAUGAAAUAGAUAGUAGCGGACAAUAACAAUAAAAGAUAAGAUAAUAAUAAUAAAAAACAAAUAAACAAACGAUAUACACAAUACUCACUGACCAGUGUAAUGAAACAGUGAGGGUAGGCAGUUGCAAGGUGGUUAUAAUACAUGCAAAUGCUGGGCAGUGCAGUCCACAGACUGUAAAGUCGUGAUGUGCAGGAAGGAGGUGGGGGGUAAUAACGGUCCAUUUGAGAAGGGAAGUGUGUGUGUCUGUGUGGGGGGUAAUAACGGUAGUUAUCUGUUCAAGAGCCUGAUAACCUGGAGAUAGAAGCUGUCUCGUAGUCGAUUAGUAUGGGAAGUAAUGCUGCGGUACCGUUUGCAGGUGGUAGCACUGUGAACAGUUUGUGGUUGGGGUGGCCGAUGAUCUUCCUGGCCUUUGACAGGCAUCGUCUGCGUCUGGUGUAGACACGCCACGUGUCAAACUGGUGGGUUUAACUCAUGAGAUUUCAUUACAAUGGCUUGUUGUUCUGUUCCGCAACACUCCAAAGGCUUCGCUCAACAAUUCUAGAAACAGUAAUCCUGCUAAACAGAUCACAACCCAUAAACAGUUUAUGGUAUUUAGGAUAUUAGCCUAUAUAUCCAUCCAUAUUAGUUAUUUUGUUUACUUAAUACAGUGUUGCUGUACCAGUCCAGGGCGGAUUCUAAUGUGGGCGUACUGGAGGAUUAGUGGGAUGACAUACUGCAACAGCUCCGUGUGCUACAUCCAGUGGGUGGUCUACGUCCCCACACUGGUGGUGGGUCUUCCUCUCAACCUGGCAGCCCUGUGGCUCCUCCUCUUCAGGAUCCAGCGCUGGACAGAGUCCACGCUCUACCUCACCAGCCUGGUAAUCAAUGACAGCUUGCUGAUCUUCUCCCUGCCCUUUAAGAUGUACGCCUACAACCACUUGUGGGCGCUGGGGACUGGGUUCUGCACCUUUCUGGAGAGCCUGGUGUUCGUCAACAUCUACGGCAGCAUCAUCCUCAUUGUCUGCAUCUCGGCCGACCGCUACAUCUCCCUGCAGUUCCCCUUUGAGUCCAAGCACCUGCGCUCUCCGCGCAAGGCCGCGCUGGUGAGCCUGCUGCUGUGGGUGCUUGUGUUCUCUGCCACGGCUCCGGUCUAUGACCUGCACAGCAAGGAUGGCAACGCAUACUGCUUCCAGGGUUUCUCAGACGAAACCUGGAACAAGCUGUGGAUUAUCGUGCUCAUGGAGGCCGUGUUUUCCGCCUGCACCGGCGCCAUGGUGUUCUUCUCAGUGCGUGUGAUGCAGAUCCUGAGGAACCUGCGCCGAAGGAACCCGCUAGACCAGAAACUAAGGAACAACAAGUCUGUGAAGGUGGUUCUGACCAACCUGGUGGCCUUCCUGCUGUGCUUCAUCCCCUACCACGUGAUGGCGCUCAUCUACUUCCUGGCCAAGCGCGGGCAAGCGGGCAAAGACAUCAUCACACCACUGCGGGACAUGGUGCACAUCAGCGCGUGCGUGAGCAGCGUCAACUGCCUGACGGACGGGAUGUGCUACUACCUCAUUCUGAAGGAGAACCUGCUAUCAGCCCGGCUGGAGCGACGCCGGCUGUCCACCAGAGGGAAUGUAGAGGGGCUGGGGAAACAGAACCUGCUCCCAGGCAACAGUAAAAAUGUUUUAGACAAAGUCCCAAGAGAAAUGAACCUCAUUGCUCAGAGUGGGGAGGGGUAAACCUAGUAAUGCUUCUUGCUCCUGAUUUGUAGGUAUCUGUCAAUGAUGGAGUAGUGUAGAAUCUUACCAACAGUACUGAAAACUACAGUCACUGCUCCAGGGCCACAAUGGCUAAAGACUGGGACAGUAUUUAACUGUCAACUUUCCCUAAAGAAUUAUUAUUUGAUGUUUUUUAACAUUUACAAAACAUUCCAGAAGGUUUAACUGACUUGAGUUGUGCCACGUGUAUCUAAAAUAAUCACUGAAAUCAACUGACAUUUCAUAUGGAAGGUUUUUCAACUGAAACGACAGAAUUCUCAGAAUGUUACUGCAGUAGAUGUUCUUUCUAAAUGAUAUGUGUAAAUGUCAUUUCCUGUGGUUAGCCCAGUUUCUCCCCGCCACAAAGGUCACUUGUCCCUAGAAGAAAGUGGUGUUAUAGCGUUGGGUCUCCUGCUGAACGCCGUCCCUCUGGGUGCUGCUAAGUCGUCACGGCCUGAGUUCCUCCUCCACCGUCUCCAUGUGCCACCUGGCACUGUCGGCCAGGGUGUUCGUCAAUGCCGCGAGGAGCAAGCGUGCUCUUCAUCACCUUCAUCGCCCUGGACCGGCUGCUGGCCAUGGGUCUUCCCUCUGCUGACAUGGCACCUGCGGACGCCGGCUGAUGCCUGGAAGGCUUAAAGGGCGAGAGAGAGUACGAGAGACUGGGAAAUAGACAGAAAGAGAGAGGGAUUGUGUGUUGGUGUGCCUGCUGAUUGUGGCUGCUGAUCUUGCCAACAUCAACUGCUGUCUGGACCCUCUGUGGUACUACUUUUCUCUUGAUGGAUUUUGGAAGAAGACGCAUCUGACGUCAAGAUCCCUCUUGAUAAAUCCCAUG